GUUUUACUACAGACUUUGAGUUCAUGGGAGGAAGUCACUGAGAUUGGGAAUCGCACUUCAACUGCGCUCAGGACCGGGAAUUAGAAACCAACCAAACCCAAGCUGAGGAAGGGAAGGAGUCUGAGCGUCUCAUCUGGAUUUAUUCGGAAAAAGAGAAAUAUAUAUAUAUAUAUAAUCUAAGUUUGGGAAUAUGGACUGAGUGGCGCAGAUGGAGGCGGCGAGAAGUUUGGUGUUGGUCGGGGCCAUUCUGCUCGGAGCGACGGGCGCUUUGAGCCGGGAAGUUUGUCUGGGUACAGACAUGAAACUAGCCCUGCCCUCCAGCCUGGAAAAUCACUACGAGACCCUGAGGCUGCUCUACACCGACUGCCAGGUUGUCCAUGGUAACCUGGAGAUCACACACCUCAGUGGGAACCCAGACCUCUCCUUCCUGCAGGGGAUCGUAGAGGUGCAGGGCUAUGUCCUCAUUGCACAUGUCUCAGUGAAGCUGGUGCCUUUGGACAACCUUCGGAUCAUAAGGGGCAGCCAGCUGUACAGCUCCAACUAUUCACUGGCUGUCCUGGACAAUCAAGGGCUGGAGACGCUCCGGCUCCGUAGCCUCAAAGAGAUCCUGUUGGGUGGGGUUUCUAUUUGGGGCAACCCCCAGCUGUGCUUCCCGGACCCUCAGAGUAUCGAUUUGAGGGACAUCUUGGACGAGCAGAAUACCCCCCACCACAGAGAACUUCGUCUGCAGUCUCGAGCCCCUAACUGUGCAAACUGCCAUCCUGCGUGUGAGAACAGGUGCUGGGGGGAAACGGAGCAGGACUGCCAAACGCUGACCAGAAUAAUCUGCUCUGGCUGUCAGCGAUGCAAAGGCCGUCUUCUUAGCGACUGCUGUCACAAGCAGUGUGCGGCCGGGUGCACUGGACCCAAAGACUCGGACUGCUUGGCGUGUCGUCACUUCAACGACAGCGGACUUUGCAAAGAGGCGUGUCCUCCGGCCACCAUCUACGACACGGUCAUCUUUCAGUCCAAACCCAACCCCGACAAGAGGUUCAGCUUCGGAGCCACCUGUGUCAAGAAGUGUCCCUAUAACUACCUUGCUAUGGAAGUGGCCUGCACCUUGAACUGUCCCCAAAACAGCAAGGAAGUCAUCGUCAAGCAGCCGGACGGCACGGAGACGCAGAAAUGCGAAAAGUGUGAAGGGGACUGUGCCAAAGAUUGCAACGGCAUGAGUCUGGACAGCGGCGGCGUGGCAACGGUAACGGCUGACAACGUGGCGCAGCUCAGCAAGUGCACCAAGAUCUUUGGAAGUCUGGCCUUCCGUGCUCGGAGCUUUGCCGGGGACCCUGUCACCAAAACACCCGGCCUGACGUUGGAGCAGCUCAGAGACUUCAGGAAGCUGGAGGAGAUUACAGGUUAUUUGUACAUUGAUGCCUGGCCAGAGAAGUGGAGCAACCUCUCCGUGUUUGAGAACCUGAAGGUGAUCCGAGGCAGGAUGCUCUACAUGGGGGUGUUUUCACUGGCCAUCCAGAACCUACACAUCCAGUCGCUCGGUCUGCGUUCACUGCGCAGCGUCAGUGGAGGCCUGGUGUUGUUGUACAACAACUCUCAGCUGUGCUACACAGAUUCGGUGCCCUGGGACACUGUCCUCCAUCCCACCCAGGGCCCCCAGCACAUCGUCGGCCUCAACCGAGACCCCAAAGUGUGCGAGGCGGAGGGACGGGUUUGUCAUCCACUGUGUCAGGGGGGCUGUUGGGGUCCAGGGCCCGGCCUGUGCGCAGCUUGCAAGUCGUUCCAGCGUGGCACCGAGUGUGUGGAGCAGUGUGAUGUCCAUCAGGGAGCUGUUCGUGAAUACCCUGAUGGAUCUUUGUGCGUCGCCUGUCAUGCAGAAUGUCGACCUCUAAAUGGCACUGCCUCCUGCCACGGCCCUGGUGCAGAUGAUUGUACCGAGUGUCUGCACCAUCAGGACGAAAGGUUUUGUGUGGAACGAUGUCCCAGCGGAGUGAAGGAAGAUCAACAGAUCGUGUGGAAGUACAGCAACGCUACAGGACACUGCCUGCCCUGCAACACUAACUGCACGGUGCCCUGCACCACGAUGGAUGAGAGAGGUUGCCCGCUCGAUACCAAGACAAGUUCGGGCACGACCAUCGCUUCUGCUGUCACUGGAGUUGUGCUCGUCAUCAUCCUGCUGGCUCUGCUGUUCUUUUAUGUGAGACGACACAAGAGGAGGACCAGGAAGCUGACGGUGAGAAGAAUACUGCAGGAAAACGAGCUGGUGGAGCCGUUAACACCCAGCGGCGCGUCUCCGAAUCAAGCUCAGAUGCGAAUCCUGAAGGAGACGGAGUUAAAAAAGCUCAGACCUCUUGGUGCAGGGGCCUUUGGGACUGUUUACAAGGGGGCGUGGACUCCUAAUGGAGAAAAUGUAAAAAUACCUGUGGCCAUUAAGGUGUUGCGGGAGAACACCUCACCAAAGGGCAACAAGGACAUUCUUGAUGAGGCGUAUGUGAUGGCGUCAGUCACCAGCCCUUAUGUGUGUCGUCUCCUGGGGAUUUGUCUGACGUCCGCCGUGCAGCUGGUCACUCAGCUGAUGCCGUACGGCUGCCUACUCGACUACGUCAGGGAGAACAAGGACCGCAUCGGUUCUCAGUCUCUCCUCAACUGGUGUGUCCAAAUUGCCAAGGGGAUGAGUUAUCUGGAAGACAUCCGGCUGGUCCACAGAGAUCUCGCUGCCCGCAACGUUUUGGUGAAGAACCAAAACCACGUGAAGAUCACGGACUUCGGCCUGGCCCGUCUGCUGGACAUCGACGAGACGGAGUAUCACGCUGAUGGAGGAAAGGUGCCGAUUAAAUGGAUGGCGUUGGAGUCUAUUCUGCACAGGAGGUUCACCCACCAGAGUGACGUCUGGAGCUACGGGGUGACAGUUUGGGAGCUGAUGACGUUCGGCGCCAAGCCGUACGAUUCCAUCGCGGCGAGGGACAUCCCAGAACUGCUGGAGGGCGGCGAGCGUCUUCCCCAGCCCAAUAUCUGCACCAUCGACGUCUACAUGGUCAUGGUCAAAUGUUGGAUGAUCGAUCCAGAGAGCAGGCCCAAGUUUAGGGAACUGGUUCAGGAGCUUAGUGCCAUGGCGAGAGAUCCGUCUCGCUUUUUAGUCAUCAAGAAUGACGACGAGAGGAGCACAUGCAGCCCGGUGGACAGCCAGUUUUACCGCAUGCUUCUGGAGGAGGGGGACAACAUGGGGGACAUAAUGGACGCCGAGGAGUAUCUGGUCCCGCAGCCCAACAUCUUCCCCAGAGCCAGCGGAGACGACGCCGCGGCUAACGGGCCGUCCAGGCACCAGUCCUACAGGAGCAGAGAUCAAGCUCUGGAUGCUGACACCUCUCCCACCGGUGGUCCUCCAAGCAUGUACUCCUCUUUGAGCACGCUGGGCCGCUACCCCACCCUACCAGAGGGAGCAAGCGCAGCUAACGGCCCGUGGCCUCAGCUAGCUCGCAGCAUGUCGGCAGGAGACCAGUCUGACUCCGUCUUCCUGGAGGUGAUCCCAGAUGGACAAUCGUUGACCCCCUCCAGCCCAGGACGCUACUCCAAAGACCCCACCUACCACAACGGGAUCCAGUGCAACCCGGAAGCCGACGGGACGGACGGCUUUCCUCAUCCUAACCACCUUCACCAAACCCUGCCCAGGAGGAGUCAUGCCAGCAGUCAGAAAAACGCCAUGCCAGAGUAUGUAAACCAGGAGAUGCAGAAUCCCAGGCCGGCGAUCCCAGAUCGGCCCACCACGCUUCCACGCAAAGCCUCCAGGGUGGACAGAAGACUCCCCAACGGCCUCGGCUCCGGUCACAGCGUUGAAAACCGUGGAUACCUAAUCCCUGUCAACUCCACCUCCCCUGCUUUCGACAACCCGUACUACCUGGACCUGGGGGACAGACCGCAAGCCGCUCCCGACGGCGCAACGGGAAACGGCCCCGGAGCAACGGAGAGCAAUGGGAACGUUACCAGGCAUGUCAACGGGUUUGUGACCCCCACUGCGGAAAACCCAGAGUAUCUCGGACUGGCAGAGACCUGGACCGGUCAUAGUUGAGGAGAAGGAAAACUAUCAGAGUUCUUCUAAGGGAAAAAUUGGAGACGGUUAUAGAACUGAGUGGGAUACUUGUUUGGAUGUGAGCACAGAUUGGCCACAUCGAUGUGGGGAGGCUAACCUCGACACAUUGUAGCGUUAAUAUGGUGUCUGUGACAUCGUGUGGAUUCGUCAACAAUCUGGGACAGUUCAGUGGAAAACCGAACACAUUACGACGAGAGUCUGAUAAACACAGUGACACUUUUUCAGAUGUCUCUCUUUUUUUUUUUUUUUUUUCCUACAUAUGAAGCAGUUCUUGUAAUUUUUUUCCCCCCCUCAGCUCCCGCAGACAAAAUGAACUCCGAUGGCCAUUGAGGAUUAGUGUUUAAUAUUCUGGUCACUUUCGUCCGGGCCUGACGAGGGUCUCUAGUACCCUCAAAGCCAUUUUGUCUCAAACAGAGAAGCCCCUGCAGCCCAUCUGGCCUGUGGGCAUGCUCCCUGAAAGAAAGGCAUCCCUGUAUGGCAAAGACAGCGGCUUUGUGCCGCUCUGAUGUAUGGGGCCGUCAGCGGCUGUGGCUGCAGCUACUACUGUGUGAGGUACGACGAGUAGACUUCGUAAGCUGUGUAAAAUAUAUUGUUUUAUAGGAGAUUAAUAUCUAAAUCAUGCAAGAAAUUUGCCUAUUCCAAGCUUGUGCUGACCCGUUGAGCCAUGCCCGUUAAGCUGUAAUGGAUAUUGCACAAAAUGUUGAAGGGUUUUGCCUCCCUUUAGGAAGCAAGAAAAGCAGACGCCUGCAGGACGAUGCAUUCAGAGGAGACAAAACAGUCGCUCUGGCUCAUUUGGAUAAUCGAUGCAUGGUUCAAAUUCCAGUCACUGAGAACUCGCUUGCCUCCCAGUUAAUAAUCAACAGCUUUUAUGUUUUUUUUUUUUUUUCUUUUUUUCUUCAUGCUAACUGGUGUUUGGCGGAGUGGAAAGUUGAAGCCGAUUCAAUGGAGCCUUUGUCUGACCUCCCAUUUCCUGGUUGUCAAUGCUUUCCUUACAUGUCCCAGAGGAGAAAGUAGUGACCUAAUGAACGACGGCUUCUGAGCUUUUUAAACCUUUCUGAGACGAUUGUGUUAUCCUUGUUAUGAUUAAAGGAUGUUAUAAGCAGGAGGCUUAGAUAUUUCCUGAAUGUAUCCACCCACCCUGUCUGUGUCAGAUCUCAUGUUUAAUACGGGUUUUGAAGAGUUUUGUUUCAGAAUGAUGUAAAAAAAAUUUAAAUAUUUUAGAUUUUUAGUCUAUAACAUGUCAGGGAUUCGCUUUCAAUGACUUCAGUUUUUUUUUUUAUAAGAUUUAUAUAACAUUUUUUUAAUGUUACAUAGACAAUGUAACUAGGGGAAUUGGGGAGGAAAAACCCUUCAUACAGUUGGAGAUAAAGGUGUUGCCACAUCUGGUAAAGAUGUGUAAAAAAAAAAAAA
This is a messenger RNA of Fundulus heteroclitus (mummichog), 5488 nucleotides long. It is a transcript of the gene erbb2, whose product is annotated as erb-b2 receptor tyrosine kinase 2. Gene Ontology annotation, molecular function: transmembrane receptor protein tyrosine kinase activity; ATP binding. Gene Ontology annotation, cellular component: signaling receptor complex; basal plasma membrane. Gene Ontology annotation, biological process: positive regulation of cell population proliferation; positive regulation of MAPK cascade; multicellular organism development. The record is from RefSeq and is a predicted model, not a curated record. The transcript is spliced from 27 exons. Lineage: Eukaryota; Metazoa; Chordata; Actinopteri; Cyprinodontiformes; Fundulidae. The coding region runs from base 209 to 4057 and encodes 1282 amino acids.